AUGCCAUCAAUGCAGGACCGCCCCUCGGUCUUCACGCCUUCACGACAUUUGCAACCAUGGACGCAUGAUGACACUCCGCGCCGGCCUUCCAUGGUACAGACAGAGUCUUUGAGGCCAAUGGAGCCUGCCAGCAUGGGAAGUGCAUCGGGCCCGUACUUGCCCGCCAGGAUCAAUGAUUCAAAUCAGCCACGCCAACAACUUCCUGGUCUUCAAGAGCUCUUGAGUCCACCAUUAAGGACUGGUCCGCCAUCGUACACGCCCAAUUGGCCAUCGGUCAACAACUCACAGUCCAGCUGGUCGGACGCUCAUGGCUCUUCCUCUAGCCGUUCACACGGGCCACUACAAGUUUUGUCACUUCCAAUGAAUCCUACUCCACCGCCGUUCCAUCGCCUUUCUCUGGACGUCUCUACAGCUGAUCGCUUCUCUCAGCCUGCAUCGAAUGUUCCCCUUGGUGCCAGGCCUUCUUUACCCGCCCCUCCUCCCCCUCCUUCUCUCCGCAGAUUCUCGGACUUUCCAAGCCCGCACGGACCGGAGCCACCGUCUCAACCUACGCAAGGCGUGGAUGCUAUGGGGCCACCUCAGUCACAGGCAACUUCUCCCUACCAUGGAGACACCGAGGGCGAUAUAGCUAGACGUCUGAACGCAACUCAAGGGAUGCUAAAUGCACCCCCAGCCAGUAACUACAGCCUACAGUGCGUAGGUCAGCGGCAUAUCCCUGGAGAGGGCAUAUGCUACGUAUUCAAGGAUGGCAGUACUUGUCCAACCAUCAUCGACGGAGAACCAGUCAAUCCACUUUGGGGAACGACCAAGGCAGGCAAGGCUCGANAAAGACUUGCCCAAGCAUGCCUCCAGANNAAUUGCCGCGAAANNAAAAAGAUUAAAUGUGAGCCUGGCGAGAAGAGCUGCCUCCAAUGCGAAAAGGCCAAGCGAGAAUGCCACAGGUUUGCGUCUCCAAAACCAGUCGCCGACUGUCUACUAAGAAAUGAAAGCAGGCCACCAGCUCCUCAAUCACAAGUCGAACAUGUCAACAAUACGACGUUGGCUAUUCCUAAUCUCCCCCUGGGACGAGCUGAGUGGUCUAGUCAAUCUUCCGGCAGCAUCGUCAUGGCCGAAGUGCCAAAUCAGAAGCGUAGACGUUCAGCACAGGCAGCGCAACAAGACGUGUUGAAUCUACCACCGACAUGGAAUCGCGAGAAGUCACCGCAAAGUCUCAAAAGACGCAAGUCUGAUGGCUCUGCAUCCUCGCUUGAUGGACCUGAAAGACAGCGCAAGGACAGCAAAAGAGUUGACCUCGAGGACAUGAUCCAUCCUACCCCUCGACCCGAGAAGCUGGAGCCUUCUUCCUGGGACCAAGAUCCGUAUCUCUACGACCCUGAAGCAACUAUGCGCUUUCUUGAACUAUUCUUUGCGCAAUCCGCCCGCGAGGUAAGCAUAAUGUUCNCCCGCGGUGCCUUCACGCGCUGGGUACGACAAUGUCGCGAGAAGUGUCAACGAGAGUGCAUGGUACUAUAUGCCGUCCUUGCUUUGGGCUCCAUCUUUGCCGAGAACGAGUUUUCCUCCUUCGCCAAAACCUGUGCGGAUAGGGCUGGUCAGGCAGUAUCCCGUAUUGAUGGAAAGUUCAGCUUGGCUAUAGUCCAGGCUCGACUGCUUGUAGCGGGAUACAACCACCUUAUCGGCAGAGACAGUACGGGCUGGGAUUUGAGCGGCUCCGCUCUCAGAGUCAUCAGCGCAAUGCGUUUGAACAGCGAGGAGGGAUGUGGAGAAGACCUGGAUGAGUUCACGCGACGGUACUUCAAUUUUUCGCGUGAGCAACUCAAAGAGUGUCGCAGGCGGACUUUCUGGACUGCUUUCCUUGUGGAUGUGAGUUUUCAUGAAACCUCGAAACAAGCACAUACACUGAUACAUUCUAGCNGAUACCACGGAUUCUGUGGAGGAUUGCUUUGCGCCAUACAGCUUGAGGACAUUCAGCUUCGACUACCCUGCAACGAGCAGAUCUAUGAGGAAGGGCUAGCUUCGGAUGCACCACUAUUUGAUUGUUACCAACCAGGCAUGGGCCUGCAAUCAUUGGACCCAAAGUUGAGCACACCAAGUCCGGCGGCAUAUACCAUGAUCAUAGCUUCUCUCUGGACCGAUGUGACCAGACUCAUCUUCCGCCGACCUCGACAGACUGCAGAUUCGGGAUCUUACGUUAAAAGCCACGAAUCGUUACUGGGAGAUGUCCAGGCCAAGCUCUUCGAGUGGAGAACGUCACUACCGCCUUAUCUGCAAUACAGCCGACAAAGACUCGUUGAGGCUACCCAGCAUGGAUAUGCUGGCAGUCUCAUUGCCAUGCAUGUUUUGUAUCACAUCUCAGAGUUGAAGGCAGCACGGAAUGCGCACCAUGAGCUCUUGUCACCUCAUACGACCUUGCGGCAAAUUCGGCUCGCGCAUACAAAUGCCAUUCAGUUGCUCGAAAUGGUAUGUGACGUACGAAGCACGAAACCUCAUGGAUCAGGCAAAGGUCAAGAUCCGAUUAAUUUGCUGUCUCCUUUCUUUGCCUAUGGCAUAACUGCAGCUAUCGACACGCUCAGUGCUGGAGGCCUGAGGGAAGACUUUGGACACACCAUGAGGCUCGUCAACGACAGUAUAGCCACUCUACACGAUCUUGCACAAUUUUGUGCCAGCGCAAGAAUACAAGCCAAACAGACCAGCAGAAGGAUGGCACUUAUGGAGGUCCAGGCCGCCGAGAGCUUCGAGGCAACGGCCGUGAUAACAGCGCCCCGGGCAACCAAUGCUGGAGGAAACGAGAAUUGCUGGAGGAUCAGCGAACCAAUGGAGCAGGUUUUUACGUUGCAGCAAGAUGUGUGCUAUGGAACAUCUCCUGCCGUCUACUUCCGGGCGCUGAGAGAGGGUUUGUGA
Molecule: messenger RNA, 2898 nt
Organism: Aureobasidium uvarum
Lineage: Eukaryota; Fungi; Ascomycota; Dothideomycetes; Dothideales; Saccotheciaceae
Source: the annotation of a GenBank genome assembly